Molecule: messenger RNA, 1014 nt
Organism: Trichomonas vaginalis G3
Lineage: Eukaryota; Parabasalia; Trichomonadida; Trichomonadidae
Product: protein kinase C-activating G-protein coupled receptor signaling pathway
Exons: 1
Coding region: 1-1014 (337 amino acids)
Molecular function (GO): ATP-dependent diacylglycerol kinase activity
Source: RefSeq, a predicted model, not a curated record
AUGUCAGUUAGAUUGCUUCUCUUUAUUAAUGUCAAUAGUGGAGGAGGUCUAGGACAGACCCUUGCUGAUCACUUAGUCAGUGAUUCAACAAUUAAGAUUAUUAGACUUCCAAAAGAAUUUAACGAGUUCAAGAAACUCAAUAAGUCAAUUUUAUAUAAUAAAAACCUCAAAGUAGCUAUUGCCGGUGGCGAUGGAUCUGCAAAUUGGAUUGUACCCGAACUUGCUAAGUUUUACGGAUAUAAUUCAACGAGUUUUCGUCCACCAGUUGCCAUUAUACCUCUUGGCACAGGCAAUGACUUAAGUAGGACCUUAAACUGGGGAUCUUCAUUCAAUAUGAUUGAUUUCCUUGAUUUGGGCGAAAGGAUAAAAGCAAUCAAGAAUGGAGAGAUCGUUAAGAACAUUGACUUAUGGAAUGUUAACGUCAAUGAAACAGGAAACAUAGUUAAGGACUAUCCAAUGAUCAAUUACUUCUCUCUUGGCGUAGAUGCAAACAUCGCAAACGAUUUUGCAGAAACAAGAAUGAAUUAUCCAAUGUUGUUCUUCUCACAAGUAUUCAGUAAGCUCAUGUAUGUACCUCUUACACUCUUCUCCUUGUUUGGACAACCUUUCCUCCAUCAAUUCUUAUCUGGAUCGAUGAUUAUGAAGAACAACAAGCUGAAGAAGCUCCGUUUCAGAGAUGAAUCAAAGACAUUCGUUGUUCAGAACAUUCCUUACAUUUAUGGCGGUGCGGACCUCGUCAAAGAUAAAAAACACAGAUUUGUUGAUGAUGGAAACUUCGAAGUCAUUACACAAGGUGGAGCUCUUUCAUUAGGUGCUAGCCAUAUUGGAAUCAACCUCGGAAAACAGCUUGGACAAGCUCAUCAAUUGAAUUUACACUCAAAUAAGGAAAUGUGUUACCAAGUUGAUGGAGAAGCAUUCAAAACAAAAGGACCAACAUCAUUCAAGGUCGAACGUCUCAGAAAUUAUCCUUUCUUGUACGCUCCUGAACAUACUGGCCCAUUCUUUGGUUUGUAA